UCACUGGGCAGCCUAUGGCAGCAGGUCCCUCGAUCUCCAAGUGCCGCCUCCUCACUGGUGAUUGGCCGCAGGAUCUGUAGGUCAGGGAAUGCACACAGGCAGCCAAUCACCAGCGAGGAGGCGGAGCUUGGAGAGGAGGAGCCAAGCGGCAAAGCGAAGAUCGAAGAAGCUGAUCGGAGUGAGGGACCAGCUGGAGCCAGUGAAGAGAAGGAGAGCAGUCGGAAAAGGAAGACAGCUGAUUGGUAAGGUAAGUAUCUGUGUAUGCUGGCUGUGGAUGGGAAAGGGAGGGAGCCCAGGCUGGAGCAGGGGUCAGCAAAGUAAGUAUCAUUGGUGUCAGUGGGAG
This is a messenger RNA of Staurois parvus, 343 nucleotides long. The record is from the annotation of a GenBank genome assembly. Lineage: Eukaryota; Metazoa; Chordata; Amphibia; Anura; Ranidae.